AAGAUCUGAUUGAUGAAAGAAAAACAUUUAAAAUCAUGUCCGCCGCAUCUCUCUUAUUGGAACUGAAGCAGCAGGCUGAGAUUGCGCAAACGCCAGCAGAUUGGGCACAGGUUCUCACUUCCCUCGACCGGGAGUCGGGCUACGAUUUCUCUGACACUGGGAGACUUUUGCACACAUCCAGCGGCGCCAUUUCAUCAACGGGGAACCACAAGCUUUUCAUUCCGUUUCUGUACCUCCGCGCCCGUGCGUUACACAAACUGAACCGGGUGCGCGAGUGCACUGCGAUGCUGGAAAUCGGGUUCCGACACGACCCGGAAAACGCUUCGGGAGAGUUUUGGGAUACAGAAAAGCUGUAAUAUCGGCAAGAGCUAGUAGCAGAAAGAAAGGUUGCAAUGUUUAUUUGCAGUGUGAUGUUCCUGCUCAAGAUUUGGAUUUUGAUUCUCCUCGUCCAUGCCAACAGAAAUGCAUUCCUCGCUGCGUUCUUUUCCAGUUGUGUGCUUGCUCGCAGCUGCAAAUAUUGAAUGACCAAUUUAACAAGAACUGGCGUUCGUUCCGGUGUGAAACAUUCAUAAAAAAAUAAGGUAAUAUUGAAGAGACUACCGAUACCGAACAAGAUUGACUAAUAUACAACUUUUUUUACCGAGGGCAGAUACAAGAACCGCUUUCCACCUUUGCCAAGUGUACUACAGCUACUAGUCGGAGGUCCGAUGGUUUCUAAUUUUUGCCUGUUUCAUACGCACCCGCUCGAUCUGCAGUUAGUCUUUGGAGCGGAGAAGUUACGGAAAGAGGACUUUGUAUGGGAGUGUCAGAACAAUCGAAAUUGACAAAAUCGAAAAACUUGCGAUGCACAAAAUCGAUGUCAGUUGGAGCCUCAGGUCUCAAGUGGCGCAUGAUAAAUUUCGGGAGCGCCCAAAUCCAGACUGUCAUGCUGUUUGGGCACAGAAGACUGCUCCUGUCGUGCUACUCUGGCAGCGCAUUGCAUGCCCCUAAACAGGCUCACAAUCGGUCUCAUUUGCCUGCUCCCCAAUACAGGGGUUCAGUGUCCUACAUUUUAUGCAUCACAAAUUUUUCGACUUUCUCGAUUUCGAUCCUGACGCUCCGAUACUUUGUCGCGGCCGUGGACCUGGUGUCCCGGGUGGUGCGGCACCCGCACGGGCGCGCGGAAAAGAAGGCCUGGGUCGUGCUGUGCCGCGCGCUGUUCGCGCUGGAGCGGCAGCAGCAGACCAUCGGGAUUGCGUACGG
Messenger RNA from Amoebophrya sp. A120, 1242 nucleotides. The record is from the annotation of a GenBank genome assembly. NCBI's taxonomy places the organism in Eukaryota, Dinophyceae, Syndiniales, Amoebophryaceae.